CUCAGGUAGGUGCAGUGAGUGCAGUAAGGAGUUAUGGGGACUGUCGUGUUGCUGGUGGCCCUGACGGCUAUGGCAGUGACAGUGGUCGGGGUCAAGGGUCAGGACGGCGAGUCCAUCGCCACCAGCUUCCUCUCAGGCCUGCUGGACACAAUAACUAGCACAGCAGACAGCAAGGACUGUCCUGGAGUGUGUGUGCACACCUUGGCAACUCUCAUCUGCUACGAGGUGUUGGAGGAUGUGGUUUGUCCAUCCCAAAGCAUGCGCUGUUGCAUCGAGCCGCCUCCGAGCAACAGCAGCCUGCCACCCACCAAAGGGGAAGCCCAAAGUUCUAUGACAUCUGUCAGCUCAACAGGACAGCCCACUGGGAGGCCUCAGUCUCCUGACCCUCCAUCACAGCCUGAAUCAGCAGCCUCAACCAUGGAGAAAGAUGACUCUGUGAAGGCGUGUCCUGGGGUGUGCGUGGCAGAGAGAAUUGCAGACUACUGUGAGGCUGUGCUGGAUGUCUCAGAGUUGUGCAAAUCGGGGCUGCGCUGCUGUGUUUCUAGGGAUUCUUAUGGUGAUGGAGAAUUGCCACCAAAUCUUGUCCUAAUGGAUCGCAAUGUUAGUCACCCCACUUCAGGCACAGGCAGUGGGUCCACAAUACCAGUGCUGACAACUGUCACUCCACGACCAUACUCUACCACACCAAGACCUGCAGCCACAUCCCAAAGGCCAAUACAGCCCUGCAGGGGGGAGUGUGUGAGUGGUUUGUUUGCCUUGUUCUGUGAUGAUGUGGAUGCUGAAGCCCAUUGUCCAGAUGAUGGGAGCUGCUGCAUUACAAAUCCUUCCCCUGUUCCAGCAACCAGGUUCCCUGCCACCACAAAGCCAGCUACUCACAUAACCACCACCGGCACCACCACUACAAGCCAACCAAGCACGACAUCACAGCCCCCACUACCACGCUGCCCCGGCUUCUGUCUCAUCAAUAUUAUGGCAGCGUUCUGUGAACGUCCAUCUGUUCUGAUAGCCCACACAUCCAAUUGCCAGAGAGGUUCUGUGUGUUGUGAUAACACCCGUGGACAUCAUAGCAGUGGAGGAACUUCUGGAGUCACAUCAUCAAGACCUCGGCCAAGGCCCAAUCUUCCUGCUACAACCAGUACUACCACCACAACUACACCAGCUCCCCCAGAUGACCGACCAGACUGUCCAGGAUCUUGUAUUGUUCCAUAUUUGUCUUUCACAUGUUUCAGAAAUGCUGAGAUGACAGACCUGUUCAGGUGUCACAAGUUCGGAACCCAGUGCUGUGCUCCGAAAAGUAUGAUCCGUGAGGUACUGGACCAGAAGCACGGGGGCAGUGCUCAAACUAGAAAUGAGACAGUUUCACCUCAUUAUCGACCAUCAGCACCGCAUUCAUCCUCCGCUCUUUUUCCUGGUAGUUCCACGACCACCCGACCACCUGUGUACAGCAAAUAUGUGUGCGGAGUGAAAGGGACAGUUCGUAGCCGGGACAGGCAGGGUCGUGUUGUGGGUGGGGAAGAUGGCGAGCCAGCAGAAUGGUGUUGGCAGGUGGCACUCAUCAACUCGCUGAACCAGUACCUGUGUGGUGGUGCCCUCAUUGGCACACAGUGGGUUCUCACAGCUGCACAUUGCGUUACUAACAUUGUGCGGUCGGGAGAUGCCAUCUAUGUACGUGUCGGUGAUCAUGACUUGACACGAAAGUAUGGCAGUCCUGGUGCACAGACCCUGAGAGUAGCCACGACAUAUAUCCACCAUAACCACAACAGUCAGACACUGGACAACGACAUUGCACUACUGAAACUGCAUGGUCAGGCAGAGCUUAAGGAUGGGGUGUGUCUUGUGUGUCUGCCAGCAAGGGGUGUGAGUCAGGCAGCUGGUAAGAGGUGCACAGUCACAGGCUAUGGGUACAUGGGAGAAGCUGGGCCAAUCCCACUGCGUGUUAGGGAAGCUGAAAUUCCUAUUGUCAGUGAUGCUGAGUGCAUCCGCAAGAUCAAUGCUGUUACAGAGAAGAUAUUUAUCCUACCAGCAAGCAGUUUCUGUGCUGGUGGGGAGGAAGGCAAUGAUGCCUGUCAGGGUGAUGGAGGUGGCCCCCUGGUCUGUCAGGACGAUGGAUUCUACGAGCUAGCAGGCUUGGUGUCAUGGGGCUUCGGUUGUGGAAGAGUUGAUGUGCCAGGUGUCUAUGUCAAAGUAUCGUCUUUCAUUGGGUGGAUCAACCAAAUCAUCAGUGUGAACAACCUGUAGGGCAUGCCCUUGGUGAUAGCAACAAGAAAUUUUAUUCACUUGUAAUACAAACCUGGGUCUCCCAAUCAGAAACUGAAUGAGACAUGCUGAUGAGCUUAGAUUAAAUUAUUCAGCAACUGAGCCCAAAGAUUCAGCAUCACAGAAGUCAAAUUUGUUAGAAUAUGACUCUGAGCCAAUCUAGUACACUCCAUAUUCUCCCCAUGUGUUUCAUUAAGAUACAUUUUAAUGUUAUCUUCUUACUCCAUCUGUCUUUUGAAUAGUCAAAUCUGAGACGACUCCCCAUGUGGUCUAUGUGCCCAACCAAUUAUGACUUUCACUUAAAUACCAAACUAUUAUUUCUAUGGCAUAUUUCCAUAGGGCUAUGUUACAUUGUUUUAUUUAUAAGUUAUUUAUAUUUUAAUUUUUAAUUAAUAUGUUUGUGAAACCAGUUAACUGUCUGCUCACUAACUUCACAUUUAGGGAGCAUGCAAUGGGCUGAGGAUGUACAUGAGAUGGAGAAGCAUGAAAUACAGGGUGAUUCAGAAAGAUGGACACAAUUUCAAUUGGCUAUAUUUCCUGAAUUAUAUGU
Messenger RNA from Cryptotermes secundus, 2806 nucleotides. RefSeq names its product protein masquerade (gene mas). The record is from RefSeq and is a predicted model, not a curated record. Gene Ontology annotation, molecular function: serine-type endopeptidase activity. Lineage: Eukaryota; Metazoa; Arthropoda; Insecta; Blattodea; Kalotermitidae. Gene Ontology annotation, biological process: proteolysis. The coding region runs from base 34 to 2238 and encodes 734 amino acids. The transcript has 11 exons.